CCGUGACAGUGGGCGGAGCUUGUGGCGGAAAUGUCGUGCUGCUUCGCGGAAGAGAGGUCGAAGUUACCGUAGAAGAGUUCUCCAGCGGUUUAUUGGAUUAGAGUAUUGUGUAACAGAUUAGAAGAUACUUUGUUGUCUGGAGUGGCACAAAGCAAGAAAGCUUGUGGAGAACUGAUUACAAUAUGAAAAGCGUCAAACUGUGAGAAGAAUGGCUGUGUCUCUUCACUGUGGGACAGAGUGAGGAUUGCAGUGGCUUCUACAUCCCAAAGUCCACUCUGCUGAACAUUGUGUGUUUGGCCUAGAAGAUGCCUGGAGACGCCUGACCCAAAAUGUCAGCCCUGGCUGUCGAUGGCUCUGAUGUUUCUCUAGAUGGCGAUUCCUUCCAUUCGGUAAAUACAGUGCUGCUAGAUUCUGUGAGCACUGCAAAAUUACACAUAAAAGAGGAGAGAUCAGAGUCUCGGGGGAGCACAUUGCAGUCCAAUGAAAAUGAAAUCCUGGGAACAGAUGGAGAGGGCUCCUCCCACAGUGCAACUGAGGAGCCUGAAAGGAAAAGAAAAAAGGGUCCUGCACCAAAGAUGCUGGGAAAUGAAGUUUGCAGUGUAUGUGGGGACAAGGCUUCUGGUUUCCAUUACAACGUGUUGAGUUGCGAAGGCUGUAAGGGCUUUUUCCGGCGGAGUGUAAUAAAAACUACAAAUUAUACCUGCAAGAACAAUGGCAAGUGCCAGAUGGACAUGUACAUGCGGCGAAAGUGCCAGGAAUGCCGACUUCGAAAAUGCAGAGAGGCAGGCAUGCGGGAGCAAUGCGUUCUUUCUGAGGAACAGAUCCGCUGUAAGAAGAUUAAAAAAAGACAGCAGGAAGAUGAUGCAGUGCGUUCAACUGCUGUCUUGGUUCCUCCUAGUCCUUGUAUGUUCACUCAAGAUAUAGUUCAACUCACACCACAACAGGAAGAAAUGAUCCAGCAACUAGUUUCAGCACAACAGCAAUGCAACAAGAGAUCUUUUAGUGACCAGCCCAAAGUUACGCCAUGGCCUCUGGGUAGUGACCCAAACAGCCGUGAAGCUCGUCAACAGCGAUUUGCUCACUUUACAGAAUUGGCAAUAAUUUCAGUUCAGGAGAUUGUGGACUUUGCCAAGCAAGUUCCAGGGUUUUUGGAGCUGUCACGAGAGGAUCAGAUAGCACUACUGAAAGCUUCCACUAUUGAGAUAAUGCUGCUUGAAACAGCUCGGCGCUACAAUCAUGAGACAGAAUGUAUAACCUUCCUCAAGGACUUCACAUAUAGCAAGGAUGACUUCCACCGAGCAGGACUGCAAGUAGAAUUUAUUAACCCCAUCUUUGAGUUUUCACGUGGCAUGAGGCAAAUGCAGUUAGAUGAUGCAGAAUAUGCUCUUCUUAUCGCAAUCAACAUCUUCUCUGCAGACCGACCAAAUGUUCAGAAUCACCAGCUUGUUGAAAACCUACAGCUGCCAUAUGUAGAAGCACUGCAUUCCUACACUCGCAUUAAGAGGCCUCAGGAUCAUCUGAUGUUUCCCCGAAUGUUGAUGAAACUGGUCAGUUUGCGAACUCUAAGCAGCGUACACUCAGAGCAGGUCUUUGCUCUCCGCCUUCAGGACAAGAAGCUGCCUCCAUUGCUUUCAGAAAUCUGGGAUGUUCAUGAGUAGCAGGUGGCUGCAGCAAACAUUUCAGUUCAAAACUGUUGCAACAGACUAAAUAUGCUUAAACCCAAUUCGAAAAUCGUCCAAACAGCAGAGAAUUUGCUGGGAAAGGCCAUGAUGGGGAAAAUGCAUAUUUCAGAAGAUAUGAGAGGAUAUUGUCUCAUCCAAACAUCUUUGCUCAACCUCAAAAAAGGCUUUAUACUGAUUGUAAAGAUCCACAGCUAGAUGAAGUGAAUCUGUUUCUCUCUUUUGAAAUCCGAACAAUAUGAUGUUCACUGUGCUGUUUCUGGUAGAUGGUUUCAGAGACUGUUGUAAGCUUGAGUGUUUGUUUUUUUUGCUGAAGAGGACAUAUUGCUCAGAAAUGCAAGCAGAUAAAACGUUCAUCCUGAAUUGUACAAGGUCUCAUAAAAUGCAGAGUACAUUUAUAGAAAUAUUUUGAUUGAGAAUAAUUUGCAAUGUAGACAAACGAUAAAACAGCUGGCUACUUAACAUCUGAUUUGAUGUGAAAUAAUCAGUGACUGCUCGUGGAAAGUGAAGUAAUCAAUCCUUCCUAUGUGGAGAAAAUAAUUUCUUCAACGAAAAAAAGUGCUUCAGAAAAAAUAUUAAUAUUUAAGAACUACCUCUCUGGUUAUGUUUAAAUAGUGGGUGUCUGAAUGCCUUGUGUCUUUCUGAAAAGCUUCCUUCUUUAGACCUGGAAUGAGAAAUUGUCUCCAUGCUUACUUGUGACAUAUGGAGCAGUUUCUGCCUUCAUCAAUUUAAUCUUCAUACCAUCAUUCUAUUUUUGCAUCCUUACAAAACCUGGCACUUGUUUGUACAUCUAGUUUAAUAUGCACUUAUCACAUUUUUAUUUUUUAGAGUUCUAAACGGAAAAGACAUUUAGUUCUGCACUUACAUUGAAACGUAGAUGUCAUAGGCUUGGAGAUAAAAGCCAAUAACCAACAGUUAGUAGCUUGGUGUAAAAUUCAGUGUGCAUCAAAAGCAAAUUUAUUGGACAAUUUUAUGUACAUUACACAAAAAAAUUUAAUUUAACCCCAAUUAUAAACUAUAGACAAUCAUUAGCUGCCAAAGUGGCUUUUGGUGUGUCACAUGACCUUUUUUUUUUUUUUUUUCUAAAAUCUCUGCAAUGUUAGCAUGGCAUGGGUUUGACGGCAACCAAUCACCAAGCUUUUAUGGGCACCCCUUACAAAACCCUUUAUCUUGUGCCAAUCACCAUCUUGUCGCAUAACCUUUUCCCCUUGUACUUUAAUUGGAUGGACUCUCACUUAAAUAUCCAGUAGAAAACAUUAUCAUGAUAGUUUGGACCACAGCUUCUGGAACCAAGCCGUGCACAGAGGGUUUUAAGGGUGUCCACCGCACAAAAGUAGGGAAAGGGAAAAUAGAUAACUAACUAUUCAUGAGAUACAUGAGUUUACACCAUCUCAUUAUAGAGAAAUAAAGAUAUAAUUAUCAUAUAAUUUUUGAAAAAA
This is a messenger RNA of Bombina bombina (fire-bellied toad), 3118 nucleotides long. Its product is annotated as oxysterols receptor LXR-beta. The transcript is spliced from 11 exons. Lineage: Eukaryota; Metazoa; Chordata; Amphibia; Anura; Bombinatoridae. Bases 330 to 1658 code for a protein of 442 amino acids. The record is from RefSeq and is a predicted model, not a curated record. Gene Ontology annotation, biological process: lipid metabolic process; negative regulation of transcription by RNA polymerase II; positive regulation of transcription by RNA polymerase II. Gene Ontology annotation, molecular function: RNA polymerase II cis-regulatory region sequence-specific DNA binding; nuclear receptor activity; zinc ion binding.